CUCAUGGUAAAUCUUUAACUGACAUGUGGAAAAAAAAAGGGAUUAUUUAAAACUUAAAUUGGUUAAUUUAUUGAACUGCACUAUCAUAACCGUAGGUCAAUACAAUUCUUCCUUUGCUCUGAGUGCGCCAUUUAUCUUUGAUUUCCAUUACUGCAAUUUCAUGGCGUUUCUUGUUGCUACUAAUUACAAAAUCAUUGCCGUGAUAAUGGAAAGAAAAUGAUUUUAUGGAGAAAUAUAAAUUAAAUUAUAUUUUAGCCAAUUUUAAGCUACUCAAAAGUUACUUCCUGUGUCUAUUAAUCGAAUUUGAGUCUAUUAAAACUGUAUUAUAAAAAUUGUAGAACGGAGAAAAUAUCAAAUUACUAUAUAAUUACAAUGGAAAAAAAUUCUGAUACAGACGAUACUAAUUCGGAGGAUUCUCUGGUUGACAAUACAGAAAAUCAGGGGCUAGAAACUAUUUUUGAAUUAGAAAAAAGCUUAUUUUUAAAACAGCAACAUUUAGAAAAGCAUUUUGAAGACUUGAAAAAAACAAUAGAUAUGCAUCGGAGCAGGAUGGCAUAUCUCGAUAACUUAUUGUCCAAUAACAAAAUUAUCGAGCAUAAAUCUAUAGAUUGGGAAAAUUUGGAGCGUCUUGUUUCUCCUUUAGGGUCACCAACCCACAAAUCUCAAAAUUUAUCCGAAGACACAAAAGAAAAUUUACCUGAUUCAACAGUUUCGGCUGGAAGUUUAAGGAAAUUAGAUGCUAUUUCACAUAGUAACGAAGAAAUAUUUGAUCCUUCCGAGAUAUUACCUCUAGAAACCAGUCCAGCUUCAGCAAGAGAAUUUAAGGAUAUUUCACUUAACCCUGAAACUUCGGAGGCAAUGGUGGAAAUACCAACCGAGCAAUUUCAGUCUAACAUCUCAGAUAAAAAUCUAGUAAAUGAUGACAUUCAAGAAACUAUUGUAGAUAUUGAAUCGGAAACUAGUUUUGAGAUUAAUCUUCAUCGGGAUAUUAUGGAAUCCUAUGCAGAUUCAAGUGAAAAUUCAGACCGCAAAGGCAAAGAAGCUGCGAAUCCAAAAUUUAGAUAUAAGAAACGAUCGAAAGCUAAUGUCCCAUCCCGUGAAUCAAUAGCUGAGGAAACCCCAAUUAAGCAUUCUGAAGAAAUGUUUGAUACACCAGAAACAAAAACUCCGAAGCUGCAAUCGCCGACAGAUGAAUUCAUAAAAACGUCUCCAUCAAUGAUGUGUAAAGAAUUGGAUUCAAGUGAAUAUAAGGAAGAGUGCGAUACUUCUUCUUGCGAAUCAUUAAGCAAGAGCACUCUAAUUAAACAUUCUAAAAAAGAAGUUGGUACUCCAGGCUCAAAAGCCCUCAGGCCGCAAUCGUCAAAAGAGGAAUUUACGAGAGUUUCUCCGUCUGUUAAGCGUAAAAUAGGGGAUUCAAAUGAACAAGAUAAUGACAAGAUGCAAUCGAAUGAAAGCUGUUCCAAAACUUCCCCAUUUACAAAGCUGUCUGGAAAUCGUGAAGAUGAUGAUUAUUUAAAAAUUGCCAAGAAACUGAAAUUUGAAGACAAUGAAAAGCCAAGUGAACAGUGUCCAUAUACAACAUCACUUCUUUUGCAGAAAAAGCAUGAAGAAUUAUGUAUAAACUUGGAAGAGUUAAUUGAUGAAUCUGAGACAGAUCAGAGUCAUUAUGCAAGCGAACAGUUGAUCUUCCCGUCUACAAGUGGUUUAUCAAACCCAGUUUCUUGUAUAUUUACCAGUGAAGAGUCGUCGCGUACAGAUGAAAGCGAAGACGUGUCAUCUAGUGGGACCGGAGUGUCAUCUCUUUUUUAUGUGAGCGAAGAUGUGUCAUCUAGUGAGACAGGAGAGAGCGCGAGCAAAGAUGCGCCAUCUAGUGAGAUCGGAGAGCCAUCUCUUGCGAAUGUGGGAGAAGAUGUGCCAUCUAGUGAGAUCGGAGAGUCAUCUCUUGCGAAUGUGAGCGAAGAUGUGCCAUCUAGUGAGAUCGGAGAGUCAUCUCUUGCGAAUGUGAGCGAAGAUGUGCCAUCUAGUGAGAUCGGAGAGUCAUCUCUUGCGAAUGUGAGCGAAGAUUUGCCAUCUAGUGAGAUCGGAGAGUCAUCUCUUGCGAGUGCAAUCGAAGAUGUGGAAUUUAGUGACAGAGAAGAAUCAUAUUUUAUAACUGUAGACGAAGAUAUAUCAUUAAGUAAGGAACAACCUCUCCGAGGCAUAAGAGAAGAUAAAUAGAAAAAGUGAAGAUGCGCUUCCUUAAAAUAUAAAAGAAUCAUAAGCAAGAAAUAUGUGAGUAACUUUCUGCAGAUAAUCAAUUCCAGACAUUUUUAGAUGAAUCGCUCAUUAUCGGUGAGAAUAAUAUGCAGUCAUUGCCAUUAUUUAUGAUUCCAUUUCUAUUUUUCUAAUAAUUUUACUGUUAUUAACUUGAUGUUAGAUAAUUGUUAACUUUGAAAGCUCAUAACAUAUAAUAAUAUUUUGUGGACUUCCAUUUUUUUUUUAAAGUUUUAGAUGAUAUUGAAAAAAUUUAUCUAAUUUUUUAAUGAACUUUUUACACUUUUAACACGAGACG
Argiope bruennichi is the source of this 2551-nucleotide messenger RNA. RefSeq lists its product as uncharacterized. The transcript is spliced from 2 exons. NCBI's taxonomy places the organism in Eukaryota, Metazoa, Arthropoda, Arachnida, Araneae, Araneidae. Bases 373 to 2217 code for a protein of 614 amino acids. The record is from RefSeq and is a predicted model, not a curated record.